CGCCGCUCGCGGCGCCGUGGCCGCGCUGCCUGUUUGCCGCCGCAGUUUCCAGGCGCCGCGGACGGCAGAGACGCCGGGCGGCCGCGACCUUUCUGCGUCCUUUUUCGAAGCGGUACUGAGGGUGGGUACCGGCCCGCCGCGCCUCGCUCCCGGGGCUCCGCCGCUGGGUUGGUGCCUCCGCGGGCAGCGGAGGCGAAUCUGCCGGCCGCGUCCUACCGCUAGCGCAGUUUGGGCGGUUGUCAGGGAGAAACAAGAUGGCGGCCGCAGCGACGGAGGAGGACACGGAGCUGCGGGACUUGCUGGUGCAGACGCUGGAGAGCAGCGGGGUGCUCAAUAAGAUUAAGGCAGAGUUGCGGGCAGCUGUUUUUUUGGCAUUAGAAGAACAAGAGAAAGUAGAGAACAAAGCACCUCUGGUAAAUGAAAGCUUGAAAAGUUUUUUAGGUACAAAAGACGGUCGCUUGGUAGCAGGUCUCGUUGCAGAAUUUCUACGGUUUUUCAAUCUUGAUUUGACAUUGGCUGUUUUUCAGCCUGAAUCAAGCACACUAAAUGGCCUUGAUGGUCGAGAAAACCUAGCUCGAGAUUUGGGAAUUAUAGAAGCAGAAGGUACUGUGGGUGGUCCCCUGUUGUUGGAGGUUGUUAAAAAAUGUCAGCAGAAAAAGAUUUCAGGCAGUGGGGAAGUGGCUCCAGUUCUAAGUGAUAGCCUGUGUGCCACAUCAAAAUCAUCUGAUGGAAGAUUAAGUACAAACCCCACACCAAAUAAGGAUGCUGAAACCACUCAAAGUGAUACAAGUGUCUCAUCAGGGGAAGCAAGCAAAAAAAGCAUUCAUUUUCUGCCUAAUGAAACAAAACUAGAUCCUCAACUAGAAAACAAAGACUUAAAUACCAAAGAAAAAAGCGAUCCAGGUGUGGAUGAAGACGAUGUAGAGGGAGAUUCUUUUUUUGAUGAUCCUAUACCCAAACCAGAAAGAACUUAUGGCUGGCCCUUUGAUAAAAACAGUGAUGCUGAUGGAGGUGCAGGAGCUCUGUCUGUGAAAGAAGGCAGGCAGAAGUCUUUGCAUAGGAAAACUGAAGCUAAUAAAGCAGGAGGUCUAGCAUCCCUUUCUGAUGCACCACCUAUAAAAAGUGGAUUAAGCUCCCUGACUGGUGCACCUUCGCUAAAGGAGUCUGAUAGUAAUUUGAAUAGAAACUCUGUUUUGAAAGACCUGCUUUUGGUGAAUGUAAAACUGGGAUCACUAGAAUUAGGAAAUGGAGAUGACGAUGAGUAUGCUGAUGACUUCAACAGUACUAGCCAUCGCUCAGAAAAAAGUGAUAUCAGUAUUGGUGAAGAAAUAGAUGAAAUUUCUGUGGAAACAGAAGAGUCAAAUGCCAGUGAUAAACUUGAAGGCAUCACACAAGACCUUACCAUUUCUCAGUUAAGUGACGUUGCAGAUUAUCUAGAAGAUGUGGCAUAAAACUGGACAGCAAAAGUGUUUCAUUGUGCUGGACUAGAAGACUGCUGUGGACUGUUAAUUUCAGACAAUCACUAUUUGCUGGAAUGUCCACUCCCUAUUUGUGCCUUGUGUUUCAAAAAGACUGUAGGUGGAGAAGGCUUUUAAACACUCUUUAACAAGAACUAAAUGAAACGGUGCGUUCCCAUUUGAGUCUGACGUCAGAAUUACUUUCUUCAUUUGGUUCAGCCAAAUCUUUUACAGCAGGAGAUGAAUUUUCCAAGCAGAAUGCCCGUUGCUGGCAGUGGGCAUAAUAAAACCCAAUUGAUAAGAAAACAUUGACAGAGAUGCAUGUGGCUUUAUAGUGAACUUGCACUGCUAUUAUAACAGUCUAAUUUUUUUUUUUAAAGAUAACCAAAGCAAGAACCUUCAGAGGUAGCAGUUGAACUCACACUUCUUUUAACACAACUUUGUCAAGUCAGCAAGUAGUAUGUAUUUAUAGUAACUCUAGCCACAAUACCUAAUUGCUCCAGACUUACUUGAAACUGCUGUUUUUGAGACUCUUCUGAAAGUUGGAAUUUAUUUUUUUUUUAACAGCAUAUCAAAUUGAGAGGAGCUAAAUUUAGCACUAGUCUUAACACCGGAUAUUCUUGUUUAAAUGUUUGUCAGGCCAUUGAUGUUAAGACCUAAGCUGUUUUUAUGUAUGAUAAUUUCUUUGAUGUUAUCUGUUGUUAAACCAUGAAAAGUGAUUUUGUAAGGAUCCACAAAACAUUAACUAAAUCUUACUGGGUUUUGUUAAGUUUUUAACAGUGUGGUAAUGGUUUGUGGAGCUUUUAUUAUGGAGGGCUCUUCAUGUGCUCACUUUCAUUCUUGAAAAUACUUGUUAUGUAAAAAUGAGCGCCAAAAAGUGAAACCACUAGCGUGCUGUUUUUCAGAUUCUGACUACUGUACAGAAUUGAAUCCAAAUAUUUAAAGAUACCAUACCGAAGACAUUUAUGGACACUAAGCUCUAGCUAAGAGCAAAUUCUUGUAUUUUCAUUAUACUCUUGCAAAACAGGGUCAGUAAUGGAAACGUUGACAGCUCUUUAACGAUACUGUUGUACAUGGCGCUGCUAUAAUAUAUAGGUCAUGGACAUUUGUAAUACAGAAACAAGACUUCAAAACGUGCACUUUCUGAACAUUGUGAACACAUUUGAAAAAUAUACAUGUAAGUGAAUAUAAAUAACUUAAUUUUUUUCUUUUUUCCUUUUUUUUUUUUUGGCUUUGUAAUUUUUUUCAGGAACACUGUUGGCCUCUCAUCAGUGCUCACCACAGUGGAAGUAGCAUGCUAAUCUAAAGCCAUUGGUUAAGCAUAUAGAGCUGCUACUAGCAUUGGAUGCUGACUUAAAUCUUUUUCUUGCACUGGGCCAGCAGGCAUGGAGCAGUGCAGUUAGGCUUGUACAGUACAUAAAUGAUUUGAGAGGAGAGAGGAAAAGUGUGCCUUUUAUUUAUGUGCACCCCAAAACAGCCAGCAGAAAAGCAUCAGGAUAUUUAGUAAUGAUGUUAAUUUUUAACUUUGUGCCAUAUUGUAGCAGCUGAACACAGAGGAGAAUUUUUUUCACCCCAAAAAAUCAAUGUGCCAUAGGUUACAAAUAGCGACAAUGUUGUAACAUAGGAUAUAUCCUGUGUAAAAUAAAUUUUUUUCUCAUUUUUUUUUAUGUAUGGGGGGAACCUGUGCCUCGAGAUACUAUGUAUAAAAAAUUUGGUUUGGGCUUUUUUUGUUUUGUUUGUUUGUUCCUUUUUUAAUAAGAUCAACAGCAUGUCUGAAGGAAAUAAAAUUCCACUUGAACACCUGGGAACAUUUGA
Messenger RNA from Falco peregrinus (peregrine falcon), 3272 nucleotides. RefSeq names its product centrosomal protein 43 (gene CEP43). Gene Ontology annotation, molecular function: protein binding. Bases 255 to 1451 code for a protein of 398 amino acids. Gene Ontology annotation, cellular component: centrosome. Lineage: Eukaryota; Metazoa; Chordata; Aves; Falconiformes; Falconidae. The record is from RefSeq and is a predicted model, not a curated record. Gene Ontology annotation, biological process: microtubule anchoring. The transcript has 13 exons.